This is a messenger RNA of Xyrauchen texanus (razorback sucker), 1376 nucleotides long. Its product is annotated as septin-9-like. The record is from RefSeq and is a predicted model, not a curated record. Gene Ontology annotation, molecular function: molecular adaptor activity; GTPase activity; GTP binding. Gene Ontology annotation, biological process: cytoskeleton-dependent cytokinesis. The annotation marks the transcript as partial. Gene Ontology annotation, cellular component: septin ring; microtubule cytoskeleton; septin complex. NCBI's taxonomy places the organism in Eukaryota, Metazoa, Chordata, Actinopteri, Cypriniformes, Catostomidae. The transcript is spliced from 6 exons.
UGUAUUUAUAUUUGUUUACAGCACUUAAGCGGUCAUUUGAAGUGGAGGAGGACGCAUCUACAAACCCUUCCCCUCUCUCCCGCAGAACAGCCAACUCUCUACGCUCCACCUAUUCAACCAGCAGUCGCUUCCAUGACAUGAGCUCCCGCAACUCAGAGUCCACCUCCAGGCACGCUUCAGAUUCCUCCUCCAACCAGCGUUCUCCAAAGUCGGGCCUGCGGCGCAUGGAGUUAACCGGUGGCCGCGUCCUAGAGACCGCGUCACGCAGGACAGAGAUCUCUGUUGACAUCUCGUCUAAGCAGGUGGACAGCUCGCCCAGUCCUGGUAUUGCACGCUUUGGUUUAAGAAGACCUGAGGUCUCGCUCCAAAGCAAAGCCACAGAUCCACCGGUUCACAGAAGGGCUGAGGGUACCUCCAGCAGACCCCAGGAACCUCCAACACCCCCCAGGAGAGCUGACCCACCAGCACCUGUGUCCCGGAUCCCUGAGCUGUCCCAGAAGAGAGUGGAGCCACCCAGCCCGCUUGAGAUCUCCGCUCCACCUCGACGGCCUGAGAUGCAUAUUAACAGACAGCUGGACACACCUUCUCCUGCCAGGGAGUCAGAGAAUAGCUUCACCUCAGCAGCCAGCGUCACUCCUACCUUCACUGAAUAUAAAACCCCUCCGUCAGUGCAUGAAAUCCCCAAAAGACCACCAGAGAGAUCUGAGGUCAUUUUGAGCAGCAGCAGCAGUAGCGGCAGCAGUAGCAUCAUGGCAGAAUCUGUUAUAUCAGAGAUGCCUCCAGCCAGGUGUCUUGAUAAGCCCAGCGUGGACUUCAGCUAUGUGGGCAUCGAUGCCAUCCUGGAGCAGAUGAGGAGGAAGGCCAUGAAACAGGGCUUUGAGCUCAACAUCAUGGUUGUGGGGCAGAGUGGAUUGGGAAAGUCCACUUUGAUGAACACGCUCUUCAAGUCCAAGGUGAGCCGCAAGUCUGUCCUGGGCACUGCUGAAGAAAAGAUCCCCAAAACCAUCGAGAUCAAGUCCAUUAGUCAUGACAUCGAAGAGAAAGGAGUUAGAAUGAAGCUGACAGUCAUAGACACACCAGGAUUUGGGGACCAGAUCAACAAUGAGAACUGUUGGCAGCCCAUUAUGAAGUUUAUCAAUGACCAGUAUGAGCAGUACUUGCAGGAAGAGAUCAAUAUUGACAGGAAGAAGAGGAUUCCAGACUCACGAGUUCACUGCUGCAUAUACUUCAUCCCACCAACAGGACACUGUCUUAGGCCUUUGGAUGUGGAGUUUAUGAGACGUCUCAGCAAGGUGGUGAACAUUGUUCCUGUCAUUGCUAAAGCUGAUACCCUAACUCUGGAGGAGAGGGAUUUCUUCAAGCAGAAGGUGAGCUAA